Prosopis cineraria is the source of this 1189-nucleotide messenger RNA. RefSeq names its product alkylated DNA repair protein ALKBH8 homolog. Gene Ontology annotation, biological process: fatty acid metabolic process; DNA damage response. Gene Ontology annotation, cellular component: mitochondrial matrix. The coding region runs from base 135 to 887 and encodes 250 amino acids. The record is from RefSeq and is a predicted model, not a curated record. Lineage: Eukaryota; Viridiplantae; Streptophyta; Magnoliopsida; Fabales; Fabaceae. The transcript is spliced from 4 exons.
ACUCCCCUUUCUUGUUUGACCGGAACACAGAACUCUCCUUAUAAGAAACUCAUUUGUAAAGGCAUCGAUUUUUUGUCAUUUCAUUCUAUUCCCACUCACCGGAGAAGAAGCAGCCUGAGAUUCGAGGCCAUAUCAUGGAUGAUCACAAGGUUAUGCUCGAACAAGUCUUUGGCCUAUCAUCCGAUAGCGAAGUCGAGGAUUCAAUGCACGAAGACGAUCGAUCGCGGCAUCUUCUGGCACAGAACCCCAUCUUCCAAUCUGUUCCCCAAAUUAAUGGCCUUUGGUUCUGCAGAGACUUUCUCUCUUCUGAUCAACAAUCUAUCUUGCUCUCCGCUAUCCGAAAGGAAGGGUGGUUCAACGAAGCCUUAAGAAAUCAGAAUCAGGCCAUGAGGUUCGGUGAUCUUCCGACUUGGUCUACCGAACUAUCAGACUCUAUUCGUGAAUUAGUGUUUUUUAAUGAUGAUGGUUUUCAAGGGGAUGGGCAAACCAGUGCAUUGCCAUGGGACCUACUCUGGCGAGAGCCGCUUUUCAACCAACUGAUUGUAAAUGUGUACGAGCCGGGUGAGGGUAUUUGUGCACACGUCGACCUUUUGCGCUUUGAAGACGGCAUUGCAAUCGUCUCGCUAGAAUCACCUUGCGUCAUGCAUUUUACAAGGGUUGAAUCAACAGCUGAUGGCGUUGAAAAUGAAGAAAAAUCAAGCUCAUCCACAACCAGGGUUCCCAUUUUACUCACACCGGGCUCCUUGGUUUUGAUGUCAGGGGAAGCUCGGUAUAACUGGAAGCACGAGAUCAAUCGCAAACCCGGGUUUCAAAUAUGGGAAGGACGCGAAUUAGAUCAAAUGAGGCGGACCUCCAUUACACUCAGGAAGCUUUGCCCGUCAGAGUAGGUUCCGUUUGUUUAUAUUUCUUGACCGACUUAUUCGAACAGAGAUGUCCUGAGUUUGGACGAAAUAUCAUUUUUAUUCAAUGGCUGAGCUUGUUUUCAGUAUGUGUUGUGUUAUUUGCUGCAAGAUACGGAAGAACGAUUCGAAUUAGUUGAUUCUGUUACUCGAUCAACAGUAAACUCUUUUUUGUUUUUUAAAAUAACCAGCCUCUGUCUCCCAGCUGGCGAUGAAUGUUGUUGAUUUACAACUGAGGCCAUGAUUCAAGUUUGACUAGUGCAAUAUAAUAUUGAUCAAGAGUUUGCUCA